CCAGAAGUAGCGUUCAUUGCUGCUAACUUUACAUUUCUGUUCAACAUGUCUCCCUGGCAGACUCCUCUCUGUCAUUAGAAGCGCCUGGAAUUUUCGUGAAACUACUGCGUUUUGUUAGCACAAAUCUAGCGGGCCGUUGUCAGCCAGGACCCAGAAAAGCAGCAUCAUCAUCAAUGGUGUGUCUACAUCCCGGAGCCGUCACAUUUUCCUGUGUCCGCUCAAUGAACUAUCUCCUCAGCUCUCAGCACAGCUGCACAUGUAUGGCGUUUGCGAGGCUUGGAGGGGAGUUUUGCAAAGCCCAGCACCUGCUGCUUAUUGUGGACAAGUGAACAGGAGACACCAGCUAGGCACAAUCACUGCCAUUCACACUCACAGGUCUUUACUGCCAUCCUGUUCAACCCAUAUGAAGACAAGCCAACCUUCAGUCUGUGACCUGUCCUGGGGAGAAGGGGAGGCAUUGGUUUCAGCCCAGGAGUUUCCUCUCUGCUCUCUUCCUUUCCUGCUUUUCCUUUCUUCUUCUGCUCUCGUUUGUACAAAUCUUCUCUGAAUGGGCUAACAGAUUUGAAAGAAAGGAUAGACAGAUAUUUUUUCCUGUCUUCAUUUUUUUUCCCCCCUCAGGACUUUGGGUGUCUUCUCUCUGCUCUUUUUGAUUUCAGUCUGCUAGAUUUUAAUUUUUUUAAUUAACAAGCCAAUUUUAGUUUUUGUCUGUUAUUGCCAAGAAAAGUUUCUCCCCUAAGAAUUAUUUGUUUUUAUUUAGGAGUUUUGUCAAAACAAUAGAAUAUUUUACAUUUUUUGCCCAUAGACAAUACUGAUACACUGGUAAAAUUCACUUUUUAUUUGGUUUUCUUUCAGUGGAAACAUUAUUUUUUACUUUUUUAAACACUCUGAAGGGGUUUACUUGAAGAUCUUGUCUGUUACUCCAUUCUUUGAAGCACAGUACUUUUCAGACCUUUAUUCUUUAUUAACAAAACUCUUGUGGGUCUAAAAAUGAACCGACCGGCACCAGUGGAGAUCUCCUAUGAUUGUCUGAGAUUCCUCAUCACGCACAAUCCCACCAAUGCACAACUGGGAAGGUUUAUAGAGGAUCUAAAGGCAUUCGGAGUAAACACCCUGGUGAGAGUCUGUGCUGCUACAUACGACAAGACACCGGUGGAACAAGAAGGCAUACAAGUCCUGGACUGGCCGUUUGAUGAUGGUUCCGCCCCCCCUGACCAGGUGGUUGAUGAUUGGCUGUCCCUGCUGCAGACAAAGUUUAGAGAGGAGCCCGGCUCCUGUGUGGCUGUGCACUGUGUUGCUGGACUUGGAAGAGCUCCUGUGUUGGUGGCACUGGCUCUAAUUGAGUGUGGGAUGGAAUAUGAAGAUGCAGUGCACUUAAUAAGACAGAAGCGUCGUGGAGCAUUGAAUGCCAAGCAGCUGCAUUACCUGGAGAGCUACAAGCCUAAACUGUGUCUGCGCUCCAAAGAUGCCAACGGACAGAGCUGCUGUAUACAGUAGGAAUCUAAAGAAAAUGGAGGUGUUAAAAGUUUUAAUUUCAGUUCCUUGCUUUGUAACUUCACCUGCACGUGUAGCAAAAGCCCACAAAUAUUAAAGUCAAACAGAAUUAAAAGCUUGUUUGUCUGUCCAAAUUAAAAACAUUUAUUCCAGUUUUUUUCUCUGUCAGUUCACUGUUAGAGGUGCAGAUUCAACUGAUGCUGUUGUUCUGAUUUAAAAUUCUAACUUUGGGAUCAGACUUUAUGAAUAAUUCAGCAUCUGCAGGCCUGACAGUGUGUUUGACAGUUGAUUCAUCCUUUUUAUAUAGUCUGUAGCUUGAUAUUUGUCCUAAGCUACAACACAAAAAAUUCUGAAUAAAUAGUUGGCAGCACAGUAUGAGCAUUCUGAGGCUGGCUGGUUUGUUGUACAUCAAUCCACAGCGGCUGAGACUGGUUUAUUUAUUUAUCUGAAUCUAUCCUCACUGACUAAAUCAAUGUCAUGCAGACAGAAUGAUGCACACAUGACUAAGAAUUCACAUGAGAUAGAACAUAUAUAAUAUUUAAUAAAUGUGCUUAAAAAAAGAUUAAAAGAUUUGAAGAAAUGUGUCGUCAGUUUGAUGCAAAUGUGAGAUGAUGUAUUAAACAAGAGUACAAUCCAUCUACAUAUUACCUGUCCCAGAUCAGAGUCAUAAGCGUCUGCUUGUCUAGAACAAACUCAUGUUGGCUAUAAAUGUUUGGCACUGACCUUCAUUAUAUCACCAAAUCAAGUAGACCAACAUGUAAAAGAUCAGUUGGUGAAUGUAUUGAUAAAGGAACACUUAAAGGUAUUGAUAGAUUGUUCUAUUGUCAAGUUUCAAGAACACAAAAACAUCCUUUUAUCCUUAGUGGUUGUGUACUCUGUGCUUCCACUCAGUGUGCGAAAUGCCAUGUGACAUGUCAGCCACUGGAUUAAUGUAGUGAUACAAGAACAAAUCCUGCCGUGUUUUGUAUUUGCCUAUUUCUUGGUUUAUUGGUACAAGGACAGUUAAACAAAAAACAUUCCCCAAAUUGAAUUAAGGAAUUUUACCUGUAUGUAGAUUAGCGCACAGUUUUUGGACUUUUUAAAUAUGCAGAAAAGCAACAUGGAGAUUAAAUAUAUUUAUUAAUUAUCAUAUAUUUACAGAUUGCAAAAAAUUGAAUUGUUGUUUCAUAAGACAACUAAGCACACGUGUUUGAUUGUUACAUCAUCAACCUGUGGUAUUUUAAUGUUUCUGCACACGUGUCAACACGUAUCGCUUUCCUGUUUUGCACCUUGCAUUAUAAUUUGUUUGCCGUUUGGGCCAGCUGCCAGACUGACUAAAGACUUACGUAAACCAAGACUUUUCACAGCUAAUAGGCAGUGUAUGACCUUAAGACAUUACAGACUGGAGAGACCUCGGUUCAGUUGACUGGGCUAGCAUCUCCAGGUGCCCAUGAAGUUGUAAAGCGUUGGCCAGCUUUCAUAACACAGAAUCAGGCUCCUCAGAAGAUGGCCAAUUUUUUGCCACAAAUAAGAAGAUAUAUUGUCCUGUUGCACUUUAUUUUAUAGGGUGUUGUUUUGCCUUUGCUGAUCCAUUUCCACAGAUAAUUAAUAAGCAAAACUUGGUAUGUCCUUUUUUAAUAGCUGCCUAGCAUCUGGCUUCUCCAUUUAUCCAUUCUCAGAAAGAAGCAAACAUUCACUUUUCCUGCAGCCAAACCAGCCUAGGUUUCCUUAUUUGAGAUCAAACCAGUUAUUUGUUUUUAUACCCAACCCUGUGGCAGGACACUACCACAGACACGUCCAGCUGCACCUUUCACAGGACCUUCACCAUCGUAGCUGCUCUGUAGCUCAGGGGGCCCUGCAGUGGCGCACCACAGUGGAUACCCUGUAAAUUAAGCUUGUAGACACAAUGGAUUCCAUUCAAAUGCUAUGAUUAUCAUUAUUUAUAUACAUUACUAUUCACUGCCAUAAAGUUAAGGAGCAGCACAGAAAAUGAAAAACAACACUGAACGGGCACUUGCCAAAGAUCAUAGUGGUGUGCUGUCCCCUCUGUCAGUUAUAAUAGCUUCCUUUUCAUCAUACCCAAUGAUGAGCAAGAAUGGCUGAUUCAAUGGCAUCAUACAGUAUCUGAUGUUAAUCCUCCUGCUGACUGAAGCAUAGAUUAUAUUGAGUGGUAAUUGUAUUAUAACAGUCCAGGCUAUACUGUUACAUGAUAGUAAGUCCAUGCAAACACAUGAGCAUUUAUUAUCAGAGGCAAGCUAGCAUUUAAGUAAGAAAAGCAGGAAGAAUGACCUUUCAGUAAUACAACUUUAGGAUAAUCUUGGUACCCCAGGUGCCAUCACCAAUCAAUAGGACAGUCUUUCAAAUACUUUGUGUUCCUGUCAAAACAACCAUAUAACAAGACUGUGGAGCCAACAUGGCUGCCACUGAAACCUUCGUGGCCAUAGUUCUCAUCUAUCUUUGGCUCUAGUUCUUCGGUCAGCUGCUGUGUUCGUAAGAUGCUCUUGGUCUUUGUGAUGUUAUUAUUUUUAUAUAGUUUUUAAUUUCCUUCCCUUGUACCUUGUACCUGUUUGUACCUGUUAUUUAUUUAUUGAUUUUACUGUGUUUCUUUGUGAAAAGUCCGUCUGAUGGAGAAAAAAAAUCUAUUAGUCUUCUUGGAAAAUUAAAGUGUUUAGUAAUGUAA
This is a messenger RNA of Amphiprion ocellaris (clown anemonefish), 4150 nucleotides long. RefSeq names its product protein tyrosine phosphatase type IVA 2-like. Gene Ontology annotation, molecular function: protein tyrosine phosphatase activity. Gene Ontology annotation, cellular component: nucleus. Bases 988 to 1494 code for a protein of 168 amino acids. The transcript has 8 exons. Lineage: Eukaryota; Metazoa; Chordata; Actinopteri; Pomacentridae. Gene Ontology annotation, biological process: protein dephosphorylation. The record is from RefSeq and is a predicted model, not a curated record.